AUGGAUUCAGAGCUUAGCAAUGGUGAAUAUACUGAUUACAAAGGCAAGACGGCAGAUCGAAAAAAGCAUGGUGGAAUAAAAGCUGCUUCCAUUGCCUGUGUUGUAGAGAUAAUGCAGAGCUUGAUCAUCACAUGCAAUGGAGUAACUUUAGUUGACUACUUUUUCAAAUCAAUGCAUUAUUCAGUUGCUGAUUCUUCAAACAUGGUUACCAAUUUACUGGGAACUGCUUUUGCACUGAGCAUUAUUUGGGGAUUUAUUAGUGACUCUUACCUAACAAGAUUCACUACAUUUGUAAUUUCUGGUGGCUUACAAUUGAUGGGACUACUCAUGCUAACAUACCAAGCAAAAAACCCUAAUUUGCAACCACCAGAAAAUGAAAAACCAUCACCUAUUCAAGCUCUUUAUCUUUACAUCGGACUCUAUUGUACAGCCAUGGGAAUUGGUGGAGUCAGAUCAACCUUGGCUGCACAUGGGGCUGAUCAACUUGAUCAAACCAACAAGAGUCUCAUUUCCUCAUACUUCAGUUGGUAUUUUUUUAGUAUAUUCGCAGGAGGUCUUUUUUCAACUUGUGUUAUGGUUUCAAUUGAACAAAAAUAUGGAUGGAGUACAAGUUUUAUGAUAAUGGUCUUUGUUUCAAGUUUAGCAUUGUGCACUUUUGUAUCUGGAUUUUCAUUCUAUAGAUAUAAACUCCCUGCUGGAAGUCCUGUGAAUCGGAUCAUUCAGGUACUUGUUGCUUCAAUAAGAAACGCUAAGGUGUCUACAGCUGAAAGUUUGAAUCAUGAUGUGAUAGAACAAUUACUUCAUAGAGAGAAAUGUGAUGAUAAAUUUAAUUUUAUGAACAAAGCAUUGAUGGAUGAAAACAUUGGUGUUGCUCAAGUUAAGGAAACAAAAACCUUCUUAGGACUUCUGCCAUUUUUUUUCACAACGAUCAUGAUGCACUGUUCCUUAGCACAAAUCUAUACAUUCUCAGUACAACAAGGGAAUCUCAUGGACAGAAGGAUAUACAAUUUCACAAUACCUACACAAUCUUUAUCACUUGUUCCAAUUAUUAUAUCACUUAUAGUCAUAAUUAUAUUUGAACAAUUCAAACUCAUGAACAGAAAGAAAGGCGCAACAACAAACAACAAAAUCUACCAACCACUUUUUAGAAUGGGAAUAGGAUUAGCAUUGGUAUUAAUAUCAAUGUUUUUGGCUUCAAUCGUGGAAUCUAAGAGGCUUAAAGCAUUCAAUAAUGGGAAUACACUUUCUGUAUUUUGGUUACUGUUCCAAUAUAUCUUAUUAGGGUUAUCUGAUACACUUACAAUGGGAGGAAUGCUUGAAUUUUUCUACUCAGAAGCUCCUGAAAGUAUGAGAAGUAUUUGUACUUCAUUAUCUUGGUUUUCAAACUCUAUGGGGAUGUUUGUGAGUUCUAUGUUGGUGACUAUAUGUAACUCAAUUAGUGGAAGAUUUGGCAUGGAAUGGUUUGGUGGAAUAGAUCUGAAUCAUUCUAGGUUGGAUCUUUUUUAUGCUCUUAUUUGUGUUAUCAACCUUUUAAAUUUCUCCCUUUAUGUGUACUUUGCUAAGAGAUAUUGA
Messenger RNA from Vicia faba (fava bean), 1572 nucleotides. The record is from the annotation of a GenBank genome assembly. NCBI's taxonomy places the organism in Eukaryota, Viridiplantae, Streptophyta, Magnoliopsida, Fabales, Fabaceae.